AUGCUCUCUUAAGAAAAUUCUUCUGUUUCAAUCACGAACAAUUAACAGCAAUAGUAGCCAAUCUCUUAGAUUAGUUCUUAGAACUCUUUUACAAAUUAUCAGCCUUAGCCAACUCCUAAUGCUUCUGCAUAAGCUGAAAGGUAAACUGCAUCCUUAUAAGUUAUUCAAACUCACAACCAAAUACCAUUUGCUGAAUUUAAAAUAAAUGAUUUGGAUACUAAACUUCAGUAGAAUUUGAAUGUGAUUUAAAUUGAGAGUGAAAAGCCAAGUACUUAAAUACUGCUUAUAAAUCAUGAUAAAAAUGAAUUUACUUAACCUGAAACUAAUCCUAUUACUUCAUCAAUAUCAAACUGCUAGCCAUCCUCAUUACAAGAACACAAAGAUAUUUUACCAUGUACUGUUUAAAAGACUUCAAAUAUUACUGAAACUCACUAAGUGAUAGAAAAGGAAAAAGUUGUGGCUUAUUAAGAUCCAUUUAUUACUACUGCACUUUAGUCUGAUGGUUUUAAAGAUUUUGAUAGCUCUUCAAAUAUGAUAUUGAAUGAGGAUUAGGUUGGCAGACUAGAUAAUCAGCAUAAAAGAAACUCUAGCAAUGAAAAAGAACCUUUGAGGGAGAAAAAAAAUUCUUAAAAUAUUCAUUAGAGAAUUAUCUUAGUUAAUAGAGACAAUAACAGGAAAAAUAGUUCUGAAAACAAAAGUUAGAACAACAGAAAUAGAUUAUCUCGAGAAAGGAAGUUUAAGUCAAGAUCUAGGUCUCCGUUAUUAAAUAACAGAUGCUUGAAUUGCAAUUGUCAUAUUAGAGAUAGACAAUAAAGAAAUGAAAGAGACGGCUACAAUAAUAGAUAAAAUCGAGAUGAUAAUUACAAUAAUAACGAUAGAAAGAGAAACUAGUUUUAAAAUCAAAAUUAUAAUAUGAAUGGAAAUAACAAUAGGAGCAACUAUAAUAAUAAUAACAGAGGAGAUUUCUAGUAGAAUAUUAGAUCUAGAAGUAUUGAAGGUAGUUGCAGUAGGAGAAAUAAUCCUAGUUUGCUUGAUGAUAGAUAUAAUAACAAUAAUAACUAUCGGGAUAUGAGAGACGGAAGAAAUAGAAACAAUGGUAAUGGGAAUAACUAUGGAGAUGGUCUAUAUCAUAACAAUAAUAGAGAUAACUAGAGGUAUUAAAACAAAAAUUUUGACAAUUAAAGAGAUCAAGAAAAGCUACUUCACAUAAUAGUAAAUCCUAAUAAAGAUAAGGUCCAUGAUGAUAACAAUAGAGGUGGUGGAGGUUAUUACAGAAAUUAUAACAGUGGAUUCAAUAAUAGAAGGGAUGACGAUGGCAAGUAAAGGAAAGAUUCAUAUUCUCGAGAAAAAGACUCCCCUCAGUAAAGACAUAAUCCUGAAAAUCCUGGUAAUAAUGUCUAUGUGGCUGGGAUUCCAAGAAGAAUAACAGAGGAAGAUUUAAGAAGAGUCUUUGUUAAAUUUGGUCCGAUUUCAGAAAUCAAGGUCAUCAGAGAUCCAGUUACUAAAAACUCCAAAGGAUUUGCUUACGUAUUAUUUGAUAGAAUUAGUGAUGCUUAAAGAGCUAUCGAAAAUUUAGAUAAUGCAAAAGUAUUUAAUGAUUGGGCUUUGAAGGUUGAAAGAGCAAAGAGAGCACUACCAUACGAGCCUAAAAAUGACAAUUAAAAUGAAGAUUCAUUCCAUGAGUAAGAAGAUGAAGAAACUGAUAUAUUGCCAAAAAUUAACAAUAAUUACAAUAGAAGGAAUAAUAAUAAUCAUCACGAUAACCCAAAUCACUAAAACAGAGGUAGAGGUGGUUAUUAAAAUGACAAUAAUGGUGAAGGUAGAAUUUAUGAUAAUAAUAAUCAUCAAAGAUAAAGACAUCAAUAGUCAAGAAGCAGAUCAUAUGAGAACAGAAGGAAAAAUGAGUCUAGAGGAGUUGAGGGAAGUGGAUAUAGAAGAGAUUAUCAUAACAAUGGUGGGAAUAGAAAUAAUAAUAAUGAUGGUAACAAUAAUCAUCACUAACAGCAUCAUAACGAUAAUCGUUAUAAUAGAAAGUACAACAAUAAUCACAAAGCAUUCUGA
Stylonychia lemnae is the source of this 2061-nucleotide messenger RNA. The record is from the annotation of a GenBank genome assembly. NCBI's taxonomy places the organism in Eukaryota, Ciliophora, Spirotrichea, Sporadotrichida, Oxytrichidae.